Molecule: messenger RNA, 849 nt
Organism: Suillus subaureus
Lineage: Eukaryota; Fungi; Basidiomycota; Agaricomycetes; Boletales; Suillaceae
Product: alpha-N-methyltransferase NTM1
Exons: 5
Coding region: 1-849 (282 amino acids)
Biological process (GO): N-terminal protein amino acid methylation
Cellular component (GO): cytoplasm
Molecular function (GO): N-terminal protein N-methyltransferase activity
Source: RefSeq, a predicted model, not a curated record
AUGUCUUCAACCAAUCCAGUUCCAGACCUUGAAGCAGGUAUCCAAUACUGGGCCACCCAGCCCGCAAACUACGACGGCGUGCUUGGUGGAUAUGGAACGGGGUCACUUCCUCGUGUCGAUUCUCUUGGAUCACGUCGCUUCCUCCUCGAUCUCCUCCCAGAGCUAUCCACAGUCCCAUCGCCAUUUCGGAGUCUCUCUGCCCCUCUGUCCGACACCAGACGUGUGAGAGCUCUUGAUGUCGGUGCAGGUGUCGGACGCGUCACGUCAGACGUUCUCCUUCCUCUUGUUUCAGACGUCGUCCUGCUCGAGCCUGUAGAGCCUUUUAUCAACGAAGCCCGAUCACGCGGAAAAGCUAGCGAAUCCGGUUUAGAAACCAAUGACAGCGGGUAUAGAGUUUUAUGGAAGGGUAUCGCUGAUCGAUCGAAGAGCGUUACGUUCUUCAAAGGUGCUUUGCAAUCGUUUGACCCAGUUGCGCCAGGGACACCUCUGGAUCGUGUUGGGUAUCUGCCGCAAGAUGGUGUUGAUGAUACAGAAUCGAAAUUCGACGUGAUAUGGUGCCAAUGGUGCCUAGGCCACUUGAAAGAUGAUGAUCUUGUGCAUUUCCUGCAGAGGAGCAAGAAGGCUCUGCGUGAUGCGAGGAGUCUCAUCAUAGUGAAGGAGAAUAUAUGCCGCGAGCAAAAUGAGCCAGUGACCGUUUUUGACGAGCAAGACUCGACUUUCACCCGGUUCACCUGGCGUUCAAAAAUGUUUUCCGGGACUGCUGGUCUCAAGAUGAUCCAAGAGAAAAUCCAACACGGACUUCCCGAAGGGCUGUUUCCUGUGAAAAUGUACGCACUAAGGGAGGCAUGA